Molecule: messenger RNA, 1485 nt
Organism: Xylaria bambusicola
Lineage: Eukaryota; Fungi; Ascomycota; Sordariomycetes; Xylariales; Xylariaceae
Exons: 2
Coding region: 5-739 (244 amino acids)
Source: RefSeq, a predicted model, not a curated record
CGAAAUGAAUGACAAGGAAAACACGACUGACAAGUUAUGGAGCACCCUUGUGAGACUCUAUACAGUUGAGGAACAUAAUGGGGUCAUAUCCAUCCCUAUGCCCGAUGAGCCUGCGAUCGUAUUGUUGCAGCAAAUAUGCCUUGACGCCCUGCGUCGGCGGAAAGGGAGAUGUCUUGAAAGCAAUGAAAUAUAUGACGAGAUGAAGCGUGUGUUUAAAUGUUUUGGCUGUAGCAGGGCUUGGAACUCUCACAUUCCCUUGCUCCCAGCGUCCACCACUAUCAUCGCCUCCGGUAAGCGAAUCACCAUCGAGACAUCGGGUGAGACAUGGAAAUACCUUACAGACCUCAACCGAGACCGAAGAGACGCUCGAGAUCGUCGCCUCAUAUCAUGCUCCGGUCCAUAUCGUGAAUAUCUCAAAUAUAUCAGUGAAGAUAUCUGCAGCCAGGUUGAAGAGGGUGACAGCAAGGAAGCUAGGGCCAGCCGAAAGGCGUACCAUAAAAAGCUGCAUCAGACGCCGGAGAGAGUAGCCGACAAGAUCGAGGUGCCUGGCUUGUUCUUGACGCUCAAACCGACAGGGGAUUUCAAGCAUGCGCGCUUCUUGUGUGCUUGUCGUUUCCGGUCGAAAGAGCCCUUCGCCAGUGCCCCCCUACCGGAAGCCACGGAUAAUUUCGUGCUGUAUGGGGCGGAAAAAUGCUCUGAAGUUUUGUGUUAUCUUACUCAUUUUGGCUCUCAGCCUUGAGCGAUGCCUGGUUCGCAAUUGGAAAAUCAGCCGCCUAAGCCACGUUGACGAAGUGGUCGAGACGGUUUGCCUGAAGGUCGUUCAAACGGCAACCGCUUGGGUAUACGCGGACAACACGGUAGGGGAUCCGCGCCGGGGAAAUUCUCCUUUGAUCAAUGUUAAUCGAGUUAGGGAGACAGAAAGGCCAGAGAUGGAGUUAGAAGACUGUUUUCUUAUCGACGAAAUCUAAAAGGAUUCAAGGCUGGAAAAUGUAUUACGGAUCUCAGAAUGGCUGAUGGCAUGGAUCACAUGGAGAUUUUGGAGUUAGGAGCAGGGGUAUGAACAUAAGGUCGACAUAAGGUAUCGUUAGGGCAUAAGCAUAAGCGGGUCUAAAGGUAUAAUUGGCGCAUGGGAGUACUGACAGGUCUGUCUGCCUGGGUCAACCAGACCGUCGAAGGUUCAAGGUUUCUUUUAUGUGGCGACACUUGCUUGAAUAAAAUCAUAUGAAAGGCUUCGGCCACAUACUUAUACCAUUAAGAAGGCGGGGUUGAUGGAGUCCAGGUGGCCCAAGCUCAAUUGCCCCUUGCAUACUGGUGCAGGUCCAGGUGGUCAUAGCUUAGAUAGAUAAGAUAAGGAAAGGGUAGAAAUCAAUGCAGCCAUCUUACGUCUGGUUGUUGCUGUCCGACCACCAGUACCACUAGGUCGCAGGGAUUAUUAUUGAUGUUGUUGAGUUGAAGUUCUAGUCACUGACUGAUGUCACAGUACCA